GAAAAUUGUUUUGGAGCGGUCACGUUACCACAACUUCACUUUCCACUAGCUUCAUCAGAAUUUACCUGCAUCGCAAACUGUCCCACUGCCUUUAAAUAACUCUUCUACACGACGACAUCCUUUUACUGAACACAUUUACCAGUUGUGGUGAUUUGUAAUUCGUUUUUAUGAUAAGAGUCCACUCGAAAAUAUUUCGAGGAGGCGUCAGUCUUCAGUGUUAUUGUUUAGCUCUCUGGCUAGCCAGCUAACUUUAGCGUCGGUAGCGAUUUCAGGCGAAGGUAACGUUCGCGUUGGCAUAUAACCAGUGAAACGAAGGUCUGCUGUGUUUUUAUUUGGUUUUAUAUGUUGUCAUAAUAUCUGGGGAACCGCUGUCAUGGCUUAUUUCAUAACACUUGAUUAAAAAUGUCACUAAAAUGUUUUCAGCUAUUGCUAGCUAGCUAAUAACCGGCUAGUCACAGCGCUGCGUCUAUGACCGUCUAGUCUAGUCUAGUCUGCUCUGACCUGCAGUUGUUUGACUGCAAUCCUGUUUAUAUGACUUCGGCUUGAACCUGUUAUCUGUCUGCCAAAGACAUGCUUUAGCGUAUCUGUGGUCAGCCUGUGGUUAGGCUAAAACGGAAUUUACUCAUCGUUUAGCUUGAACUCCGAGUUUCAGAAGCUGCUGGAGCAGACAGUCCAAUUAAGCAUUUCAGAACAGUUUACUGUACAUAGCUUACGAAUCUGGAUAACACAAUGGCUGCAGACCUCCAAGCCAAGUACACCAAGCUGGCUCAAGAGUACUCCAAGCUCAGAGCACAGAACCAGGUUCUGAAGAAGGCUGUGGUGGAUGAGCAGGCCAAUUCCAACUCCUUAAAGGAGGAGCUAAAGCAGCGCGAGCAGUGCCUCAGAAAGGCUGAGCAAGAGAUGGACAGCCUGAGCUUCAGGAACCAACAGCUGGCCAAAAGAGUGGAGCUGCUGCAGGAGGAGCUGCUGACCAGUGAGGCCAAAGGCAAGAAGAGCAAGAAUAAAGGAGACUCCCCCUCCCAGCCAAGUUUUCAGACCCAGAGUGUGUUUGAUGAGGACUUGCAGAAGAAGAUUCAGGAGAAUGAAAGGCUUCACAUUCAGUUCUACGAGGCAGACGAGCUGCACCGCCAGCAGGAGGCACAGCUAAGAGCCAGAUUGGAGCAGCUGGAGAAGGAUGCUGAGCAGCACCAGACUGUUGUUGACAACCUCACUAGCAAAUACAUGGACACGAUUGAGAAACUGCAGAGCGACAAGGCUCGAUUGGAGAUUAAGGCUCAGACAUUGGAGAGGGAGGCCAAGGAGUGCAGACUCAGGACUGAAGAGUGCCAGCAGCAGCUGAGGAAGUAUCAGACUGAGCUGAGCAGUCAGCUGAAACACAACAGCAGUGUGAUCCAGGAGAAAGUGCCCUUCAAUGACACCAAAUACAAUGACUACAACAGCUUGAAUGUUCCCCCUCACAACAGAAGACAUCAGCUGAAAGCUCGAGAUGCGGCGGGGCAGGCUGUGAGUUUUGUACAAGAUCUGGUGUCUUCCCUCCUCAACUUUCACUCGUACACGGAACAGAGGGUCCACAUUUACCCUCUGGACUCUUCCAUUGAAUCCAUAUCUCCCCUCAACCAGAAGUUCUCUCAGUAUUUGCAUGAGAACGCAGCAUAUGUUCGUCCCCUAGAGGAUGGAUUGCUACAAGUACAUCAGAGCAUCACAGAGGACACAGUCACAGUACUGGAAACAGUGAGCAAACUGCAGGACUUUUCCAAAUCCUUUUCUACUUACACAAGCUUUCUGCAGAAGAUCCUGCCUUAUCAGCUUAAAAGCCUUGAGGAGGAGUGCGAUGUACCUCUCUGUACAGCUUCUCUAAACGCUAAGAACCGUGAGCUACAGAAUGACAUGAAGGCUUUGACUGCUGUCUUUGAGAAGCUGCAGAACUAUAUCAGCCUUCUAGCCUUACCUAGUGUGCGAUCGGAUGCUAUGCCUCAGAGUAGCUCCAGCGCUGUCUUCACCCAGCUGGCUGCCUGCUUACACGGAUUGCAUGACACCACCAAGGAGCUCUCCAAGCACUACAGUCAGAAAGUAACUCUGGAGCAGGAGCUGCCCACUGUCACCCAGAAACUGCGCACCACCAAUGAGUGCUUACUCUCUUCCCUGGCCUCUCUGACCAACAGCACUGGCAAGAUUGCCACAUUUUUCAGCAACAAUCUUGACUUCUUUGCUUCAUCGGCUGGUUAUGGGCCCAGAGGGGGUGCUGGAAGCCUCAACCCACUGCAAGCAGAGAGCAUGCUUAGUAACAAGAAGAAGACCUCUGCUUACAUUCUCACUGUUAGGAGGGCACGACCAGAGACUGUCCCAUACACAGAGGCUCUGUCUAACCGCCGCAUCCUGACCAGCUCCACGGAGAGCAGGGAGGGCCUGAUGCAGCAGGUACAGCAGAGUCAGGAGAAGAUUGCUCGUUUGGAGCAAGAGAAGGAGCACUGGCUGCUGGAGGCUCAGCUAGCUCGAGUGAGGCUGGAGAAGGAGAGCCAGCGCAUAGCCGAGCUGGAGGCCCAACUUUCGGCAGCUUUAGGGGGGGACAGUGUCACCACCUCCUCCCAGACUGGCUUCCUCACCCCAGCGUGCACUGACCCAGAAACAGAAGAGAAGACGGGCGGAGAGGUGUCUCACAGCACCAGUGUGGUUGGAAUGCUAACCACAACCCCCACCAAUGAGAUUGUUGGAGAUGAGGAGUCCCGGGAACAUCUGAUCAAAACUCACUACAUGACGCGAGUAGCUGAGCUCACCACUCAACUUCAGAUGUCUGACAGCAAAGCUGUGCAUUUUCAUGCAGAGUGCCGGGCACUGGCUAAACGUCUGACCAUUGCAGAGAAAUCUCGAGAGACUCUAACUGAGGAAGUAAAGCAAGCCAAUCAGAACAUCACACGCUUGCAGGAUGAACUGAGCACUACCAAGAGGAGCUAUGAAGACCAGCUGAGUAUGAUGAGUGAUCAUCUCUGCAGCAUGAACGAAACUCUCAGCAAACAGCGAGAGGAGAUCGACACGCUCAAAUUAGGCAACAAGGGAAAUUCCAAGAAGAACAAGGGCCGGUAGUGGGGUCUGCAUUACUUGUUGUGGAGGAGGAGCUGCUGGGACCAGACACAGUGAUCUGACCAACACCGGGGGCACAUGGCACCCAACACCUGCUCUGUUGUGUCAAACUGGCCAAACUUGACUUUGCGCUACAUUUCUAUACAAAUAGUUGGUGAAAUGCUUCUUUAUAUGUGUGAGGGAGCAGCUGCUUCAUUCUAUAUUCGUUGGGUCAGAGCAGUUUGAGGUGUGGAUGUUUCUUUCUGCCCAGUUUGUGUGUGUUUGUUGUGUCCACAUGAAAUUCUGUAAGUUCCUAUGUAAAGACUAUGUUUGUAGCUUUUUGUUUGUCUGUUUGUUUUUUGUAUUUUUAAUAAUGUCUUGAGUGAAUGAGUGUCUGUUAGUAUGCGUGAUUGUGAGGCUUGAUUUGGGGCGAAAUUUCCCAGAUUUACAGAGACGAGGCUGCCUCAGACCCAAAGAGUGAGCAGGUGGACUGCACAAUAUUAUUGUGAUUAUAUUGCAAUUUAUUGCAGUUGUAAUACGACUUAAGAUGUCAUGAAUGCAUUGCUAAACAUUUCAUGUGAUGUGGCUAAACGUAGGGCAUUCAUUCAAGUCUCAUGGCCAUGUUCCAUCCACCAUCUACAUGCAGGAUUUUCUGGUACGAAUUGUGUGAAUAUCAGUUAGUCUGUAGACUGGGAGAAAUCUAUGUUACUUGAGUGCAUUCUAGGCUGCUUUCUGACAGUUGCAGGAAUAUUACAGUGCGCUUUCAGAAAUGUAUCUGAGAUUGGUCAGUGUGCAGAAUUUCUUAUUGGAAAAAAAGAUGAUUAGAUAAUUUUUGGCAAGUGUUGGCAUCUGAAAUGUAGGCAAUACGUAUCUUUAACAUUUCCCAUCAUAACAUUACAAAUCUAUUAAAUCUAUUUCUACACAUUAUACCUUAUUUUAAAGGGCUCAUAUCAUAGAAAAGACAAAUUCCCUCACCUUUUUAAAAUUCCCAGUUACCCAGAGUUCAUGUGAACUUUUUUAAAAUCUACCAUUCAUCAUUCAGUCCGUACAGUCCCUAUAUGGAAACUAAGCUGAAAAAAGGCAGUUGUUUCUGUUGAGUGUUUCAGCCUGGACUGCUUUUUUAUAUAAAGCAGAAUACAGAACAAACAGAACGCAGCUCAUUUAUAAACAUCCGUCUUAAAGACAAAGUGAUGAAAACAGGAUAGAAGAAAAAUGGACAUUUUAUCAAGUGAAAUCUUGGCAGAUAAUUUAGCUGAAAAGAACUAAUAUUUCACUUAAUACGAUCACUUUAUAAACUUUCAAAUGACUAGAAAUCUAUUCUCACAAUAAAAGAAGACAACUAGACAAAGGCAAGUACAUAAUGGGAAAUUCUAGACAUACAGGCCUUCAUUUAAGAUGCUUUCUCUUGCUAAGAAAUUGUUUUUGCAGUGCAUUCCUGCUUUCUGUACUGCAUGGCAGAGGACAAAGUUGUGAUAAUGAUUUUAAAAAUGAUGUAUUGUGCUGCACUAGUGAGUGAAACACACAUAAAUCUCAUCUAAACACAUGUUAAUCCUGUGCAGAAGACUAGUAUGUACCUCAGUAGUGCUGAUUACUCACGCAUGUAGCCAGAGGAAAAAUCAGAUGUAAAGAGCGUAAUAUUAUGAUGAAGAUGCUCUGUUGUCGGUGAUCACUAAAUUGUUAUGAAUAUGCACUGAGCAGAUUUGUCUGCAAAAAAAGGAAUCAUAAGUGGAUGAUGAAAAGGGUUAAUGUGAAUGGUAACACUACUGAAGGGCAGCGUUCCUAAGGCUACAAGACACUUACAUAAGCCUGUGUACAGACCGCUGAAGAAGGCCUAUUUCAACAAGCGUUAGUUGUCAUAAGACUUGCUGAGGUGAAUUUACAUCAGAAUUGGCAAAAGCAGCCUUUAUGUUCAUGUAGGUGUCAUGUGGCCUUACGUUUGCUGCCCCUCAGUAAAAUGUUACCAUGUGAAUACAUUCAGUUUGUCUCAUUUCCAUUCAUGUACUGUCUUUUUUUUAUUCUCUUUAUUAAGAAAUUAUACUACCAAUGUUUUAUGCAAUGGCUUUGAAAAAUGUUUCUCUUUCAACCAAUGAAAUCAGUGUUGUAUAUGAUUAAUGUGCUCAUAAGACUCAUCAACCAAACAUGACGAUUAUCAGACAACUUACAGAACAAGACUUAAUCCACUCCGUUUAAACUGUGUCUGUAUUCAUGCAGUUUUGAUGACUGGUAUGUUUGCAAACUUGUGAUUUUUAUUAAAUAUGUUGGCCCAAAUGCAGUUCUAAAUGUGAAUCACACAUGAGAGUUUACAAAGUUCCACACAGCUGGUUGGUCCGCAAGUUUACAGAAUUGUUGUUUCAGUGAGGCUGCUUUACAUUCUCCUCCCUCCAGACUGUACACCGUCUUUACAGAACUGCCUCUGGGCUGAAGUGUUUGUCCGUUUAAUCCCAUUCGGUUACUGACCACAUACCAAAAACGUGUACUUAGGCAAAUUAAACAUGAUACACUUGUGAAGUAAAUAAUAAAAUUGUCAAAUUUG
Colossoma macropomum (tambaqui) is the source of this 5590-nucleotide messenger RNA. RefSeq names its product protein phosphatase 1, regulatory subunit 21 (gene ppp1r21). Gene Ontology annotation, cellular component: membrane; early endosome. The coding region runs from base 730 to 3081 and encodes 783 amino acids. The record is from RefSeq and is a predicted model, not a curated record. The transcript has 22 exons. Lineage: Eukaryota; Metazoa; Chordata; Actinopteri; Characiformes; Serrasalmidae.